CAGUUGGUUUUGAACUGUUUAGCCGGUCGGUUGGGUCUGGUAACGACAAAGCACACAAGAGACGAAAGCAAAAAAGAUACGUCAUUAACCGUUACCUUCAAUGAAAAAAGCGCGCGCUGCAUAUUUUUUUCCCACUGCAAUUUUAUAUGCAUUUUUUUGAUUUUUUGACCACAAUAAAAAGUGUUUGGCACAAAAUGUAUGAAUGAAUUUGCCAAAGAACUUCGUGUGCGUUUUUUUUUUUAAAUAGAAGCAGUUAAAAACAUAACAAAAAACGAUCAUAAUACCGCGAAAAGCCAUAAAGAAAGAUUAUUGAGCAAUUGAAGGGGCACCGGAGCCAUCCGAUUUGUCCACAAUGCUACCGCAGCAGUAUUGCCUGCGCUGGAAGUACCAUCAUAGCAAUCUGCAGACGAUGUUCUCGCAGCUGCUGGACCGGGGCUGUUUCUGUGAUGUGACUUUGGCCUGUGAGGGCCAAUUGAUACGGGCACAUCGUGUGGUCCUGUGCGCGUGCAGCACCUUCUUCGAUUCGGUCCUGUCCAACUAUGCCAGCGAGCGUGAUCCGAUUAUCAUCAUGAAGGAUGUGACUUUCGCCGAGGUCAAGUGUCUCAUUGAGUUCAUGUACAAGGGCGAGAUCAAUGUGGAGCACGCCAGCCUGCCCUCGUUGCUGAAGACGGCCGAUGAUCUGAAAAUCAAGGGUCUGGCCGAGGUUACCUGGCGCGACGAUGACGAUGGACCGCCGCCUCCGAUGCCAGCUGCCGAGUUCCAUUCGCCGCCGCGCAGCCUGGCCGAGAGCUAUGCCCAGGACAUGCUCCAUCAGCAGGCGCCGCAUCUGCAGCCGCAGCUCUGCGGCGAGCGCGAACGGGAUCGCGAACGCCAUUCGCCGGCGGCCCUCGAGAAUGCCCUGGGCCUGAAUGCCGGCAGCCGUAUGCCCGCACUGACGCCCCUGCAUAGUGCCAGCGCCAGCGCCAGCGCAAGUUUGGAAUCCGGAGCGCCCGUCGAUCCGUAUCUGGGACCCAAGCGCAAACGAGGUCGCCCACCGCUCGACGACACUUACGAUGUAUUCAAUGUGCGUAAGCUGGCCCAAUAUGCAGCAAAUUUGGAGCCCACACAGCGCGCGUACUUGGAGUCGGGGCGUCCCUUUGCCGAGGAGCCGCUGCCCGUAGCACAUUCCGCCGCGCUGGCCUCGCCGCCCGCCGCCUGCCCGCCCAAGCAGCGCCAGCGACUGCGUCAGCAACAGCAGCAGCAGCAACAAUCGACGCCAGCAGAAACGGAGCCGGGCGAGCGUGAGCAGGAUUGGGCCAAUGGCUCGGAGCGUGGCCAGGGCAACAUGACGCCCAAGCUGAGCGAUGUGGAGCUCAAGACAGAGCUGGAAUUGAGCGAUGAUGCGGCUAGUGUGCAGACAGCAGCAACAGCAGCAACAGCAGCAGGAGCGGCAUCUGUGCCGUUGUCCAGCGCCAACAGGAAGCAGGACAAGCCGGCAGAGCGUCGCGAGCGCCACGGCAAGCUGCGUCAUGCCACGCGUCGACUCUAUGGGGAGCGCGAGAAGGCCGGCGAGGAGAAGGCGGCGCGUGCGCAUCGUGUUUCCGCCACAACAACUGUGAGCCAGUCGUCGGCUGCUGAGCCGCGGCCGCAGCCGGAGCAGGCAGCGGAGGCGGAGGCGGAGGUGGAGGUGGAGGCAUCAAGCGGCGCAUUGCCGCAGCCCAUCGAGGAGAUUGAGAACGAGCAUCUGGUGGCCAAUCGUGCGGAAUCGCCCGCCUCCAUACGCACCUCGGCACUGUUGCCCGCCGGCUUUGGCGGCAAGUAUACGCAUGGCGAAGCCACCGGAGCCGGUUACUUGAUCAACGAUCACAGCCUGCUCAUGGCCCACGAUUUUGCGCCCAGUGUGGCCAGCGCGGCGGCUGCGGCGGCCGUUGCAGCGGCAGCUGUUGCCGCCGCCACCGCCACCGCCAAUGGCAAUGGGAAAGUCAACAAUUCGGCGGCAGGCGGUGUCGAGCAUGGCGCCGACUAUGCCGAAGUGAAGCUGGAGGAUUACGAUGCAGCCGAAUUGCGGCUGACCAAUGAGGAGCUGACGCAGUGGCAGGAUGUUAUCAAAAUGGAUGACUACUUGGCCAAGGGGCGACGUCCGCAGUUCUGGGAGGAGCCAUUUACCAAGCGCGUGCUCGAUGCCAUCAAAAACAAAAGACUUGAAAUGAAGAAAGCCGCACGCAUUUUGGGCGUCUCCUAUGGCACACUCUACGGUCGCUAUCGUGAGGUCUACGGCUGCCUGAAGCAUCCAUAUAGCGGCACCAAUUUUCGCAAUUCCGUUGCCGUUUCCGCCUCCUCCGCAGCCAGCCAACUGGCGGUGCAGCCGCGCUUCGAUUUGAGUUUCCGUAGCAGCAGCGUGUUGCCCACACAGCUUGAGCUUGGUAAGCUGCGCCAGAAGGAUCUCAGCGAGCUCUGGACACGUCCGCAGAUAUGAAAACCAACGAAAAACUUUCAAAAUCUCAAACGUCGCCCGAGAUUAAUCUAGGCGUUGCGUCUAAGCUUAUGUUUUAA
Messenger RNA from Drosophila montana, 2532 nucleotides. RefSeq names its product modifier of mdg4. Gene Ontology annotation, molecular function: DNA binding; protein binding. Gene Ontology annotation, cellular component: nucleus. Gene Ontology annotation, biological process: regulation of transcription by RNA polymerase II. The transcript is spliced from 7 exons. Bases 353 to 2455 code for a protein of 700 amino acids. The record is from RefSeq and is a predicted model, not a curated record. NCBI's taxonomy places the organism in Eukaryota, Metazoa, Arthropoda, Insecta, Diptera, Drosophilidae.